GAAUCCCUCGACUAAAGAUAAAGGAUGCGUUUCUGCGGCACAUCACAUGCGGCAAAGGAGGGAAGGACUCCGGCGCCGAGCGUCGAAGCUAGAACGGAGUCGCGUAAGUUCGUCGCCGCGCGAGUCUGCAAUGACCGGCUUGAAGAUGAUGUCGAACGCUGCAGCUGCCUUUUAAAAGAAACAACUCCUCACCGUGAUCUGACAACUUGUCAGCGAUCACGCUCACAAACGCGCAAGGGAAAAGCCUUGUCAAAGCCUUCACACUCGCAGUAUCAUCUUCCUUGUCUUGCUGCCAGCUUCUUUCCUCUGGCACCCCGCGAAGAACGCCGAACGAGUGUGCGGAGCUCGUCCUGAGGAAACCUUUGCCGGAAACACCGUCCUCUAUCCGAUUCCCCUCUGAAGUGACCAGAGAGCCUUCUUUCCCGAGAUCCACGGAAAAAGUCUCGUCUUUAACCCGGAUUCUCUGUGUGGCGGAUGUUUGAUUUCCGUCUGCAUCUGGAGCCAGAGAGCUCUCGUUUUUCUUUACAGGCCCUGGAUGUUCGAAAAAGCGAUGUCAAUGCAUGACUGUCUGAGGCGCUUCCGAUUUUGAACUCAGCCUCACCCGCUUACCUGUACAGGUGUACAGACACCUGAGACAUGGACAUCUUGACCUACGACGCGUUUGCGAAACGCUCCGGACUGUUCUUUUUUUGUGCCAGAUGCGCGUGUCAAUGAGCGCGAAACUCGCGAAUUUCCCCCUUUUUCCCUGUAAGGAGGCGCAGACAGUCGUUUAAGUCUCAUCAUGGAGAAGACCGAAGAAGAAUCGCACCCGAACGGGACUUCGCCGCCCCAUUCCGCGGCGGCAGAGAAGGUGGGCUCCGCUUCGAGUCCUCCGCUCGCGAUAGCCGCCUCUCUUCCGCCGCCGGUCCACUCAGUCUGUCGCGCUUUGUCCAUUCCUUCGGACAGUGUGCCAUCGCAGAAGAAGCUGCGGCGAGAAUUUGUCCGUCUCUGCGAGACCCCUUUCGCUUCGCCACCGUCCCCCGUACUGUCGGAGUCGCGCGUUUCCCCCUCGGCGUCGCCGGCGCCUUGUUACCUCCUAGACCUCGACGCCACUUUGCUGCUGAGCCUUUUGAGGAUGCUGUCGCCGCGCGAGCAGCUGGAGAGCGUUCUCCCGCUGUGUCGUUCCCUGUAUCUCUCCUUGUCUUCCCUCCCCUUCCUGCAGAGCCUCGUUCUGAAGGCCCCUGGCGCGUUUGCCUCCUUCUUCGCGCCCGAUCGGCCGCUCGCGAUGGCCAGAGCGUGUUGUCUCAGGUGCUGUCGAGUUUCCUGCUUCUCAGCGCAUGCAGAAGACACCGCAUUUCACAAAGAAGGAGAAGAGGCCAGGGACAGCCACCCCCUCGGAGAGAGAGGCCAAAGGCUCACGGGCGAACCCGCCGGCGAGAGCAGAAACGCGGCUCAAGAAACAGGCAGCUCCCUACGUUGUCUCCCUGAAUGCAUGGAAAAGAAAACAUCGCCUGGCUUGGCGACUUCCGCGGUGUUUCCUGACCCUGCUGCUGCUGCUUCUUCUGCUUCGGGCUCCUCUGCCUCUGUGCGUGUGCUCGCCUCCCCAAGCCGUGUCUGCAAAGAGCCUCUUUCCUCGAGUGCACUCUUCCCGUUCUUUCUCCACCUGCGCAAGUGCUCGAAACUCGAAGUCGUGGAUAUUUGCAUUCCUGGAAGUAUCACUCCCUCGCCCCUCCUUCUCCUCUUUCUCCUUCGCUGCGCCCCGCGUCUCCGCCGCCUCACCGUGCGCGGCCUCGACGAGGGCAGCGUCUCCUGGCGCAUGCGGCGUCGACCCCUCGCGCAUGCAUCCUGCGAGCCCUGUGAAACGCGCGAAGGCACCGGGCCGCUCCCCCCAUGUGCGCGGAAGUUCGCGGUCUUCUGGCCCUGCAGGUGCCGGAAGAACGUCGAGACGAAAGACGCAGAGUCUGUCGGCGAGUCUGCGAGCAGCCAGGACGCACCUACACCUUCCGGCAUAGAGACCGGGUCACCGAGUGGCGCAUGGGCUGACUUGCCUCCUGGCGACGCCGCAACGGACGGGAACGCGCCACAGCGUUCCUUGCUUCCAGAUUCGGAGCCGCGGACAGAAGAAACGACAACCGACUGCAGAGCAGAUACCUCGAGUUCCCCGUCUCUAGAGAUUUCUGGCGCCUCAGCUCUCUCCUGUCCUUCCCUCUCUGUCUCUCCAGACGACUGCGUGGACGCUGUCGCUGCGCGUCUGUGCGCGUCUUCUUCGGGGGCUUCGCCUCGACUCGCCGCCGGGGCCGCGCCGUGUGUACACUCCGACGGCUCACCCCAGGUGUACAGACAGCUGGCGCCUCGGGGCUGCGCCUCGUGCGAGUCAGUCGCCGCAUCUGCGAGUCUGCUGGCGAGCGUCGAGGACGGAGAGGCGCGAGGCGAAGACCUUUGGCUGCCGGCGCGGCCUCUCGCGCGGCUUUUCGCGGAGGCCGUUUGCCUAGAGACACUCGAACUGGAAGUCUCUCGCAGGCGGGGCAUGUACGCAACCUUCCCUCUCGCUGAGGUGUCUCUACUCGCCAGCAGCCUUGGCACGCAGGCCCUUGCGAGACUUCGCGACCUCGAAAUCUGCAAUGCCACCCCCAAAAGCUUCAAGUGUGGCGCCAUCUGUUUGCCGAGUUUGCGGAGACUGCGCCUGCACUUCGUCGAAGUAGCUUCAGACAACGUUCAUGACCUGGACUGUCUUCUGGCAGGCUGCCCGCACUUGGAAACCCUGGCCGUGCAUACAGAUAGCGACGACGACCAGAUGAUUUUCCUCAAUCGCCUGCUGAUCAAAUCGCUCCGGCGUCUGGCCGGAGACGACUCUAACGAGCCGGCACGAGAUCUGCGAGACGCUCCUUCGAGCGCCACCACGACGGCGUUCGUCCAUGCAGCCGGAGGCGAGGUUUCCGGGUCGAGACUUCGACCGCGCCUUCAACAGGCUUCUUCUGCCGCACUGGACGGCGAGCAGCGACAGAGUGCUUCCUCGCCAGAGCCGCGCCAAGCAGGGCUGCCGCGGCUUAAGGCCUUCCAGAUGAUGCUUCUGGACCUGCGAGUUAUCCACCUCCUCGCUGGAGUGGCUCCGGGACUUCGUGUGCUGCGGCUGACUGAAGUGGACAGUUUUCGAUGCCGCGAGGGUCGAACGGUUCUUAUGGAAGCAGUCCGACAUCUCCGCCAGUUGCAACGUGUCGAGUUGUUGGGCGUUCUGCUCGAAGCGGAGGGGAAAAUCGAACUAGACAGUCUCCUCGCUGCAGAGGCCGAAUCUCGUGGCUGGGGACGAGACGCCUUGACCCUCGGGCAUGGCUCCUCAGUUGCUCAAGAGUUUUUUAUUCCGUGCAUGUAACGGUUAUUUAUGGACAACGUUUCGUGGGCACUAGACGGAGCUGCUUGCCGACGAAAAAUGCAGUUUUUGUCAACAUGUGGCGGGACGGAGAGGCCCUCGCUUCUGGUGGACGCACGGCCUCGCGAGGGCUGCUGUUCUGUGCUGUGUUUUUGGUGAAACAUCACGGGGAAAGUUCGGUACAAGUGCGUGACAACGGAGCGAACCAUGAAGACGAACCGAGGGUAAUCCGCACCUGCACUAUGUAUUGCACAGGCUCCUAUAGCAGCAGUGAUCUUGGCGUUCUUACCGAGAGGCAAACCUGUGGCUGACGAGGUUGAGUUUGAAAAAUUACGAGACUGAGUUAUGGACUAUACAAACUAUAUUUUGGGCAGCGACAUGUUUUUCGGUAAUUUGUACCCGCUCUUACCACAAAUCAGGGAAGGCGUUGCGGGUGUCGCCGACAGACAGAGCACGAUGUUGGGUUAUGUAAGAACACGAAACUGGUUGGAAAAAGCGCAAACGGUUUGCUGACAGACAGAAACGCCGUGAAUGGCGAGCCAGAGAGAGACAAACGAAGUAACGCAAACACGCCGAGAAACAAACUGGGGUCAGCUGAUGGUAUCCUUGCUUUUUGAGGCUGCGAGGCCGAACGAAGUAGAUCAGCAACGGGAUUUGGGAAAGGGGAAGGAAAGUUUCGAGGCAAAAGCAAACCAAACGAAGAUGGACACAGUUUAUUGCAAGCGUGCGCAUGUUCGAAGUGAAAACUCGUUCUUCCCUUAAGUCACAGAUAGCACGCGCGUUUUCUGGGACGAGGACCAGCAGCGACCAGCACAGCUGCUUGCACGCAUUAUUUCUUCCACUCGAUUUUUCGUCCGAAUUCAGGGGCUCCAUACUUUCCGAAGAACCUCGUACAGUAUGUGUCAGCGAAACCGGGUGUUGCUGGUGGAAGGCAGUAGCUGAGGAGGAAACGCUUGGAACCGCAUCUCCGACAUGCGUAUGAAUUUACGUGUACACGGCUGUGAGAAAAACGACUAACUUUGUUCACUGAAACAUUUGGGGCCGUAAGAUCUUGAGCGAAUCCGUCAGAAUAGGAAGGCAAAGGGACUGUUCACAUUGAAGGCUAAAGGCAGCUGCCAUGCCGGUCUCUCCUUCACCUU
Messenger RNA from Toxoplasma gondii ME49, 4485 nucleotides. RefSeq lists its product as hypothetical. The record is from RefSeq and is a predicted model, not a curated record. The coding region runs from base 782 to 3349 and encodes 855 amino acids. NCBI's taxonomy places the organism in Eukaryota, Apicomplexa, Conoidasida, Eucoccidiorida, Sarcocystidae. The transcript is spliced from 4 exons.